CUCGCACUACUCUAACCCUGCAAACCUCAACCAGCCUCUCUCGCACGGGACAUUUCCGAUCCCCAGCCCAAUGGGCACUGCUACAAUGACUAUAUACCACUACUUUACCCAAUGCUACACAUUUCUUUGUCUCAUGCCCUUCUGCACACAUAGGUAUCUCGCUCCUACACACUGCUGCCACAUGCCCACAAGCUUGACACCUGAAGCAACGUAAUGUAACCGGCACAAAAGUUCGUACAGGAAAACAUAUAUCCUAACAGCACUUUGUCGGGCAGACUCAACAUCAAAACUCAAAAGAACAGACAAUGACUCUUCUGUUUCUCCACUCACGCAUCAAACGACGAGCGUCACGAACACCGGGAAUCUUCCCCUUCAGUUGGUCAGCUUUUACCGCGACCCCAGUAAUCACUCCUUUCAAUGGCGCCCUUUUCUGGAGAGCAAAACAAUUCACACCUCUUGUCCCCAUUCGUUUAAACGUGGAGCGACUGCUCCCUCGGACCAGCAGAAACACAUACAAUUACCACAAGACCACUUCUGGUUACCCUCACCGAUUCCACAGCACCCAAUUCCAUUUUCUCCCACCCUGAAACCACAAAUGGAUCAGCCAAAAGGCAGGCGUCCACUUUUUCCAAAAACUUCACUCCUGCUGUCACAGACUCAUCUUUAUCCUGACUCUCGGUGCACGCCUCGGGCUCCGAUAACUUCACCACCUCCUUUUUCCCCCAACAUUUUUACCAGACUCAAGUUCACCCUCUUCCUCCAUCUCUCUCUGAGACCUCCUCCGCCACUCGUUUCCCCUCCACUCCUCCUCCAUUUCCAAGUCAAGAUAAUACUGCACUUCUCCUGACAUACAUCUUGUUCUUGCCUUGUCAAGGGACACCAUUUAACCAGGCUGUCACAAUCUCUGUACAAUCAGCACUUGGCGCCACCUACUGUUCUGGAGUGUGAGGCCAAAUGUUGUUAUUGUUGUUGUUCUUCUAACAAUUGUUCUAGGGGCAUGCUGCCACCUACUGUAUUGGCUGUGUAUCAUCCUACUAUUAUGUAGUUUGAAUCAAUUACAGUUUGAAUCAAUUACACAUCUACACUGUUUUUCGGAUCUAUUUUAUGUUAUUUUAAUGGACAAAAAAAAGUGUUUCUCUUUCAAAAACAAGGACAUUUCUCUCUCAUAUAUAUAUAUAUAUAAAUAAUACGCCACACAACUGCCUCAGCAAUACUGUAAUGCACACACAGCGUUAAAUCGGAAAUGAAUGUACUUCUGGUGUUCCAAAUCGGGGGAGGGGAAAACUGUUGGUGUGAUCGAGGCGUCGUCCUGGUCCGCAAGCGUUCCCGGAAGUAUCGCGAUGUUGCGUCUCUCGGUUUAGAAACUGUGCUAGUACACUGCUUAAUAUCUAUGGUGGAAAACGCCACAUUUUCGAAAUGGCAUACCUCGAGUUCAAGUUUGAGGACGAAAUAACUAAAUACAUUCGGGAACAAGAAUUGGAAACGUCACUGAAAUUCAUAACAUUGAGAAAGGACAAAAGUUUUGGGCAAAAGGAUGCACAGCCUUUGGCACGGAAAAAACUCAGCUGGGAGAGUAAAAGUAUCCCGUUCAAUGGUGUUCCGUUUCAAGUUGUUGGCACAAAGACGUAUGAAUGCCACCAGGGCAAAGACAGACAGACAAAAGCCAAAGAGAAAUAUGCUGCUGAAAGAGACAAGAAGGAACUUGAAGACCAUACCUUUCUACAGAAACGGAAACUGGUACAAAAUACCAAAAAGGUGGACUGCAAGGCUAUAAUAAACAUCGCCCACGUUAUUCGCUUUCCUGAUUUUAAGAUUGAGGAAAGUACAGUGUGCUCUAAAAAGGAGGCCUCCCAAACUCUGAAGGCAGCACUAAGUGAAACGCCCAGCUCCGUGAAGGCAGAGGUUGUCUACUGCGUCAGGUUCCCCUCCCUCUCUGAGCACAGCUCACAUGCAGUUGUUGGCGAGGCAGCUCAUGUUAGGGAAGCUGUAGAUGCCAGGCUGAGAGAGAAGAUUGAGCAGCUGACUCUGUCUGGUGUGAGAAAGAUGACUGAAAUGAAGUGUCAUCUGAACACCUUUGUAGUGGAAGAGCUUUUCCACGGAGAGCAGCCCCCUCCACCUACUCGCAGGCGCUAUUACCCUACUGACAGUGACAUAAGAAAUGUCAUGUUUAAGACCAAGCGGGCCACCGGAGACUCCAACAUUGACCGUCCAUACGAAGGUCCAUCUGGAAGAGGAAAGAAGAGGUCCUCUAGGAAGCUGUUGCGGUUACGGAGGCAAUGUGCAGGAUAUCUUAAAGAGAUCACAGAACUCACUUAUCAUCUCGAAGAGGAACAGUACGUGACUGACCUGUCUUCACAGCUCAGAAGCGUGUUGCUGGAUAUGAAGGCCCAUGUUCCACAGGAUAAAGACCUUCCACUGACCUUUUCUCCAAGGAAGAGAAAAGCUGAGAUGGACAUGGACCUCAUUCCAACCAAGAGUGCAUCACACCCUUUCAUAGAUGGGUUAGAACAGCAUACAGAGGACAUAGUGAGUGUGGAUACCUUGUUGGCAUUGAGCCUAGGGCUGAGGACCGAGUGUGUGGGUCCUUCCUCAAAUUGAGUAUAUUUUGGGUAGUGUAACUUUUAUUUCAACUAAUAUUAGCAUUCUGUCAACACAACUUGAUAAGGGGGGGUUCUUAAUUUGUGUUUGUUUGAUUUUUGACAACAUACAGUGGGUUCGGAAAGUUCAGACACCUGCCUUUUAUCCACAUUUUGUUACGUUACAACCUAAUUCUAAAAUUGAUUCAUUUAUUUCCUCAUUAAUCUACACACAAUACCCCAUGAUGACAUCACAAUGCCCCAUGAUGACAUCACAAUACCCCAUGAUGACAUCACAAUACCCCAUGAUGACAUCACAAUACCCCAUGAUGACUAAGCAAAAACAGGUCUAGAAAUGUUAGCAAUUAUUUUAAUUUUGUUAAUAAAAAUGAAAUAUUACAUUUA
Molecule: messenger RNA, 2981 nt
Organism: Oncorhynchus gorbuscha (pink salmon)
Lineage: Eukaryota; Metazoa; Chordata; Actinopteri; Salmoniformes; Salmonidae
Exons: 5
Coding region: 1417-2598 (393 amino acids)
Molecular function (GO): DNA-binding transcription factor activity
Source: RefSeq, a predicted model, not a curated record